Molecule: messenger RNA, 1584 nt
Organism: Condylostylus longicornis
Lineage: Eukaryota; Metazoa; Arthropoda; Insecta; Diptera; Dolichopodidae
Product: piggyBac transposable element-derived protein 4
Exons: 2
Coding region: 1-1584 (527 amino acids)
Source: RefSeq, a predicted model, not a curated record
AUGGAUGAAAUCGAAAAUAUAUAUUUUGAAGAGGAUCUUGAGGAUAUCCUUUCAGACAUCCCCAGUGAAUAUGCAGAAAGUGAUGAGUCUUCUGAUUCUAGAAUUUUCGUACCAAGACAACGAGUAAUGAGAUUGUCAGAUUCCUCAGAAAAUGAUGUAGCCGACGAAAAUUUGGAUUGGUCAGAAACUGAUCUGCCGAGAAAUCUAAAUGAUUUUGAAGGUGCUUCAGGAGUGAAAAUAUUUCCAGAAAAUCGUGACAGCGUAGAAAAUGUAACAUCGCUUUUUAUUGGUGAUGAUCUUUUCUCUACUAUAUGUGAAGAAACAAAUAAAUAUUACUCUCAAAAUCGUCACAAAUAUAAAAAAGUGGAGCAUACUGCAAAGUGGUAUGACGUAACUAAUAUCGAACUGAAAAAGUGGUUUGCCCUGGUAAUAAUUAUGGGGUUGGUAAAAAAAAAUUCUAUAGCUGAUUGUUGGUCAACUAACCCUCUGAUUGAAAUGCCUAUUUUCCGGAAAACUAUGACUCGUAAUAGAUUCCAGCAAAUUCUGACCUUCCUUCAUUUUUCAGAUAAUUCUAUUAUACCAUCAAAUUCGAAUCGUUUAAUCAAAAUUCAAUAUAUCAUCGACUACUUUUGUAGAAAAUUUAUGGAGAUCUACACACCCAACCAAAAUUUAUCAUUAGAUGAGGGUAUGAUUCCAUGGCGUGGUCGUCUAAAAUUCAGAGUAUACAAUCCCAUGAAAAUAGUCAAAUAUGGAAUUUUAAAUAGAAUGUUAUGCGAAUCUAAAACUGGUUAUAUAUGUAACUUCAAAUUAUAUUCAGGUGAAAGCAAUAAUUUGCGGAACACUAUUACUGAAGUAUUGGCACCAUAUUUGAAUAAAUGGCAUAACAUUUAUGCUGACAAUUUUUAUAAUAGUGUUGAUUUAGCAAAUCAUCUAUAUAGUUUGAAGACCAGAAUCUGUGGUACUAUCAGGGCGAACCGUGGACUACCUGCCGUUCUAAAAAAGCCAAAACUUAAUAUAAAUGAAUCUAUAUAUCGCCGAAAAGGUGAAGUAUUAUUGCAAGUGUGGCAAGCCAAAAAAACGAAACAAGUAACGAUGAUUUCAACAAUUCACCAAGCGGAAAUUCAUGAUACCGGAAAAAUAGAUAGAAAAACGGGACUUUCGAUAAGAAAACCGAUAAGUGUUAUUGAUUAUAAUAAUUUUAUGAGUGGUGUAGUCUUGCCGAUCAAUAUCUCUCAUACUAUCCUAUUUUUAAAAAAACAAAAAAAUGGACCAAAAAAACUUGCUGAGUCUUGGCUAACAGAGAAAAACUCUUACUCAGACGAAGAUAUCGAAGCUAGUGAACCUAGUACUUCUUUUACAAGAACACCUCGGGCUGAUAAACGAGGACGGCUUUCGGGAUCCAUAAAACAACACGAGUUGAUAAAAAUUUUCAGCGAUAAGGCCAACAAAUUUGUUAGAAGGAAUUGUCGCGUCUGUUCUGCGCAUAAAAUAAGAAAACCAAGUGCUUAUAUGUGUAAAUCUUGUAAAGUAGCAUUACAUAUUGGAGAAUGCUUUCAAAAAUAUCAUACCAAUAAAAAGUACUAA